Messenger RNA from Schistocerca americana (American grasshopper), 2118 nucleotides. RefSeq names its product inter-alpha-trypsin inhibitor heavy chain H4-like. Bases 1 to 2118 code for a protein of 705 amino acids. Lineage: Eukaryota; Metazoa; Arthropoda; Insecta; Orthoptera; Acrididae. The transcript is spliced from 16 exons. The record is from RefSeq and is a predicted model, not a curated record.
AUGACCGUGGCGGCGCUCGUUCUGGCCGCCGUGGCCGUGGUCGCCGCUGCCGACGCGCAGAGCUAUCCACCGCCAGACGUGUACAGCCUCCAUGUGGUGAGCCACGUGCGGAACCGGUACGCCAAGACAGUGGUGACCAGCAGGGUGGCCAACACCGCCAACGUGUCCAGAGAAAUCAGCUUCGACGCCGUCCUGCCGGAGACUGCCUUCGUAUCGGGAUUCGUCAUAGAGAUGGACGGCAAGGCGUACGAGGCGUACGUGAAGGGGAAGGAGGAGGCGCGCGAGGAGUACCAGCAGGCCGUGCAGGCCGGCCAGGGCGCCGCGCACGUGCAGCUCAGUGCGAGAGAUUCAAACGUGGUGUCCGUGUCGGUUAACGUGGAAGCACAGAAGAAGGUGACCUUCAACUUGACGUACGAGGAGCUGCUGCAGAGGGAACUGGGCGCUUACCACCUACGCAUCAACCUUAAUCCCGGACAGAUCGUGAACGAUUUAUUGGUGGAAGUGCACAUCAACGAGACGAGCGAUAUCACUCUGCUUGAAGUCCCCAGCUUGCAGCAGAGAAACGACGUCUCAGAGGAAGAGAAUUCUACUAACCCUCUGGCGCACAUGGAGAGGCCUUCGGCCACGACAGCCGAGGUGCGGUGGUCUCCCAGCAGGGAGGAGCAGGCGGCGCUGAGGGCGGAGGGCGUGCAGGGACAGCUGCUGGUGCGCUACGACGUCGACCACGCCGCCAGCCCCAACCAGAUACUCGUGACUGAUGACGGAUACUUCGUGCACUUCUACUCACCACCAGACCUGCCACCGCUGGAAAAGUACAUCGUGUUCGUGCUGGACGUGAGCGGCUCCAUGAGCGGUCACAAGAUAGAGCAGCUGAGGCAGGCCAUGGUCUCCAUCCUUGAUGAGCUGAGUGCAACCGACAACUUCACGCUCAUCGUAUUCUCCUCUGGUUCAUAUGAGACUUAUGAAAGAGUGCAAAAAAAGACUGAUGACAAGAUGAAGUUGUCUCCAACAGGAACAGCGAUGCACGCAGCGCUGGACAUAGCACUGCGCGUAUCCAAGGCGGCCAGAUCGCGUCAAGACAUGCCACUUGUGAUGGUGCUGCUGACGGAUGGACUGCCCAAUGGGGCGCCAGAAGAAAUCUUGCAGGACUACACCGCGGCCAACGUGGAGCGGGGAGCAGCACUGUUUACGUUGGCGUUCGGUGAAGAUGCGGACUUCACGUUCCUCAGGAGGUUAGCGUUGCGCAACGGAGGCUUCGGCAGGCGCAUCUACGAGGCGGCGGACGCCCACCUGCAGCUGCGCAACUUCUACCGGCAGGUCGCGUCGCCACUCCUCUCCAGCGUCAACUUCACGUACGGGGAUGGACAGGUGGAGGAGGAGACCCUGACGCGGACAAGGUUCCCGACGCUGUUCCGCGGCAGCGAGCUGGUGGUGUCUGGUAGACUGCAGCCUGCAGCGCCACUGCUGGAGCCCGUGGUGGAGGGGGAGGGCCGCCAGCGCUACAGGUCACCUGCCAGGCUGGAGAAGGCCUCCUCUGGGGAGCGCCUCUGGGCCUUCCUCACUGUGCGGCAGCUGCUGGACAUGGACGCCGCCAGCCCCAACCAGACACUCAAGGACAGGGCCAAGGAAGUCGCUCUGAAGUACUCCUUUGUGACACCCGUCACGUCACUGGUGGUGGUGAAACCUAACGACACUUCCGCUGUGGACCUGCAACGCGCUGGUGGAAGCCAGAGAGACUACUUCCCCAGCGGGACGCUGUCCACACUGUCGGCAGGCCAGAUCCAAGCCGGGGUGGUGUCCUUACCAUUGACAGGAUACCUUCAAAGCUUACCGCUGUUCUUAGCGUCAUCAGCGUUUCCCAUGCCUUUGGAUCCAUCCCAAUCUGCGUGCUGCCCCACUGCUGUGGCGAGUCCUAAGCAACCAAACGUGCAUUUCGGCCCACACAACACCACAACGUUUCAUUCUGAUGCUGCUGCGUCUUCUGCCGGACAAGCGCAGACGCUGCGCAUAUCGGAGAUCACGUGGCUAGGCAGUGUCUCGAAUGCCUCACACAUCACACUCGAAGUAAACGGCACUGCACUGACCUACGAACUGGCCUUCAACAAGGUAAGGAAGUAG